AUGUCGCUCAGGCCAAGCGCGAGGACGGAGGUGCGCCGCAACCGCUACAAGGUUGCGGUUGAUGCUGAAGAAGGACGGAGGAGGAGAGAAGACAACAUGGUGGAGAUCCGGAAGAGCAAGAGGGAGGAAAGCUUGCAGAAGAAGAGGAGAGAGGGUAUGCAGGCUCAGGCCUUCCCUCCGCCCGUCCACGUCUCCGCCGUUGAGAAGAAGGUACCAAGAAUCGCACCCACCUGGUUCGAUCUCUCAUAUUUUUUUCUCGAUUUAGACCCUUUUGGCGCUUUGAUCUUUCUAUUCUGCCUUCCGAUCGAAGCAUAGGGUUUUGAAUAUCAGCAACUUUACGAUAUCCCAGGAUUUCUUGGCUGCUGAAUACCUGUCGAGGGCUUUAGAUUUGGCCUUCGAGGAUUGUUUCUUAUGGUAUUUGCGUUUUAAAUUAUUAGCUGGAGAGCCUGCCCGCAAUGGUAAAUGGGGUUUAUUCCGAAGACAACAUUAUGCAGCUCGACGCUACCACACAAUUCCGGAAACUGCUAUCUAUAGGUACUGGAAAUAUCGUUUACUUGGCUUCUUUUUUAUUAUGGAUUUUUGUGUGAAAUCGCAUGUGACACUGUUUACCGAAACCAUUAAUCAGAGAGAAGCCCCCCCAUUGAAGAGGUGAUCCAAUCCGGUGUUGUUCCUCGUUUUGUUGAGUUCUUAAGGAGGGAAGAUUUCCCUCAGCUCCAGGUAUGAGCUCUUGCUCUUGAUACGUUGUCGUCACGAAAUCUACUCUUGCCUUAUAGAGGCUUUGUUGAUGAUAAGAAUUUUUUUCUAUAUUCAAUAGUUUGAGGCGGCUUGGGCCCUCACGAACAUUGCCUCUGGCACAUCAGAGAACACCAAAGUUGUGAUAGAUCAUGGAGCAGUGCCCAUAUUUGUUCAGCUUCUUAGUUCCCCCAGUGAUGACGUCCGUGAGCAGGUACGUGUGGACUUAUAAUCCUAUAUUUGCUUAUAGGGUUAUCCUUUUAUAGCCUUUCUUGCUAUUAACAGGUCGUUCCUUUUGUUUAUUUUUUAUUAGGCCGUGUGGGCUUUGGGGAAUGUUGCCGGGGACUCCCCAAAAUGCAGAGAUCUCGUUCUGGCCCAUGGUGCCUUGAUACCACUUCUCAGUCAACUUAAUGAGCAUUCAAAGCUUUCUAUGCUCAGAAAUGCUACAUGGACAUUAUCUAACUUCUGUAGAGGCAAACCACAGCCUUCUUUUGAGCAGGUUUGCUUUCUUCGACAUUUAACCAGGCUACGAUUGGAUUAUUAUCUUUUUAAUAUAAAUUUUCUGUUUUGUUCGGCAUUCAUAACGUGCUUUGGUAUUUCCCAUGAUUGGAUAGACAAAACCUGCGCUUCCUGCACUUCAACGCCUAAUUCAUUCCAAUGAUGAGGAGGUUCUCACUGAUGCAUGCUGGGCUCUUUCAUAUCUGUCUGAUGGAACUAAUGACAAAAUUCAGGCGGUAAUCGAAGCUGGUGUCUGCCCACGUCUUGUUGAACUACUUCUGUAUGUAUCAAAUUGUUUGGUGCCAUCUUCCGCUUUUAUUAUUUCAUUUCGUAUAUUGUACGGCAGUUGGUUAUCUUCCAACCAUAGUUGAUUUUUUCUGUCUUCAUCAGCCACCCUUCACCUUCAGUAUUAAUUCCUGCCCUCCGAACAGUUGGAAACAUUGUUACCGGUGAUGAUCUGCAGACUCAGGUAGCACUUGCCUUUUGACAUUGUUUUAUAUCGCUUGUCUACCCGAGUAUCUAUUAUCGUACCCGCAUACCCUUUCAAAUGGUAGAAAUCAUUUUUUUAAUGAGAAACUAAACGUCAGAUGUGAAGAUGCUCAUGCGACCACUUUCAAACUUUUUUGUCAUGCGAUUUAUUAAGCGAUGAUAUUAUCGUUUGUUUCAUGAAACAUUCAUGCUUUCCAGAAAUAAUUCUCGAGAGGUAUUCUUAAGUAAAGCAUUCCAAAUAUUUCCUAGGUACAACAUUUCCUAUUUCCAGCAAAACAAAUAUCAAUCAUACACAUCAGUUGGUAAUCACUAUCAGUACAUAAUUCUACAAUAUUUGGUCAUCGAAGAAGCUAGUCUGCCUGGAAAAUAGUUUUUAUAAAAGCGCGACUUGUCUACGUUUGCAUACCGUUGUUUGGCACCAUGAUCCAUUAUGUAGUAACGAUUAAAGCGAGACGUACACUAAAUGCCAUUAUGUCAAGAAAACAUUAGGAAACGUCUAUUAUUCAUCUCGUCUCUUUUAUUGGUGUAAAUGCCCGUCACUUUUGAUGCUUGAAAUAGCUGUCAUUCUGAGUUCUUAGUAGUCUCCCACUCAUGAUGCUCUGCUUAAUUUUUAACAAAUCACCUUAAUAGUAGCAUAUCUUUUCUCUCAUGGUUAGUUGUUGAGCUGAUAGUUUUAUUUUUUCUGAUGUUAUGAAUGCUUAUUAUCUCCCCCCCCCCCCCCCGGCACUCGUUCUCCCCCUCCCUCCCUCCCUCCCUCCCUCUCUCUCUCUCUCUCUCUCUCUUUAUGUUUAACAUUUUGAAAUCUAUUUUUAGUUCUUUUUUGGUUGAAUUUGACAGUACUUCCCCUGCUUUCUCAUGUUAUAAUUGAGUUUUAUGUGUUCUGGUCACACAGUCUCUUUUUUUCUUAGUUGAAGAGCCAACAUGCUUUUGUAAGAAGUUUUUUUUUUUUGUUAAUUUUGUGCCUAAAGUAAGAUUGUGAUCACAGGUUUUUUCUUUGUCCGAGUUUUCCAUGCAUGCAGAUAGCAUAGUCAGUAGGAAAAUGAGGCAUAAUUACUGCCAUCAAGAACUUUAUUCUGUCCAAGCAUGCCGUGCCUUCUGAAAUCUUAAACAGAUGAAUAGUGUUACCUUGUUUUAUACAUUUUAUUUUGGAAGAAUUUUUCGCUGUGUUUUUAAGAACUGGUCCUAUCCUUGUUAACAUCCAUUUGAUGUGAUUUUAUUUUUAUUUUUCUUAUUUGCUAGAAUCAUCUUGUAAUUUUUUUCGUCUCUUGCAGUAUAUCAUUGAUCAUCAAGCUCUCCCUUGUCUCCAUAACCUUUUGACCCACAAUCACAAGAAAAGCAUUAAGAAAGAGGCUUGCUGGACGAUUUCAAACAUCACUGCCGGCAACAAGAGCCAGAUACAGGUUUGUAUACCAGACCACAUUAUGCCCAGACCUUGUUCUUUCCGCAUGUCAGAUACCAUGAGAAUAUGAUGUUUCUGUGCGCCUCUAAUUGAAUUUUUUUACGCUAUGUGUGACACUCGAAAAGCGACGUUUAGAACUGGAUUAUAAUUUCGUGCCAGCCGUUAUGCCCUCAAGUGGAAAAAUGCUUUCAGAUUGGGGUUUUAGUCUGUCCUAUUAAUACCCUUGAAUGUAGGGCGAUCAGUACACCUAUCCAAAUGUUCUUAUCAAUUAGUUUUUUCUGCGUCUCCAAGAAAAAAAGUUAUUUGCUAAUUGAAUGGCAAUGCCAGUUUUUUCUUCGAGGACUGCAAACGUUUCAUAACUCUUACCAUCUAUUCAAUGUUCUUACAUGCUUUUAAUCACCGGGCUCUUGGUCUCAGGCUGUGAUUGACGCCGAAAUCAUUGGUCCCAUCGUCCAUUUGCUUCAAACGGCGGAGUUUGACAUCAAGAAGGAGACCGCCUGGGCGAUCUCAAAUGCCACCUCUGGUGGAACCCAUGAGCAGAUCAAGUAUGAAUGAUACAAUCUCUCUCUGCGAUGUUCCUGCUCGCCCGGGCACGCCUGUUUCAUCCUUUCCUCCCAUGUAUGUCCGCCUGGUAGGUUUCUGGUCAGCCAAGGCUGCAUCAAGCCUCUCUGCGAUCUUCUCGUCUGCCCCGAUCCGAGGAUAGUCACGGUCUGCCUGGAGGGCCUGGAGAACAUACUUAAAGUUGGGGAAACUGACAAGAACUUGGGCGCGACGAAUGGCAUCAACGUCUAUGCGCAGAUGAUCGAGGAUGCCGAGGGGCUGGAGAAGAUCGAGAAUCUUCAGAGCCACGAUAACACCGAGAUCUACGAGAAGGCCGUGAAGAUCCUCGAGACCUACUGGCUGGAGGAUGAGGACGAUGCGAUGCCGACCAACGACGACGGCCAAGCAGGAUUCCGCUUCGGCAACAGUAACCCCCCCGUUCCUUCCGGCGGCUUCAACUUCGGCUGA
Spirodela intermedia is the source of this 4126-nucleotide messenger RNA. Lineage: Eukaryota; Viridiplantae; Streptophyta; Magnoliopsida; Alismatales; Araceae. The record is from the annotation of a GenBank genome assembly.